UCGGAUGAGUGAACAAGUUCGCUUGAGUCUGGCUUGGAUCUAAUUUGGCUACUCAUGCUCAGCUAUGAUAGUAUUAUAUAAAGUAGGCACUUUCGACGAAUCUCAGGUGAUAUAUCUUUCAUCCAUACAGCAUCAACAAUAUCCUGAAUUUCGACGUGGCCAAGAUGAAGAACGCUGGGGCUGUCCUUUCGUUGGCCGUGGCAGCAGCUGCGUAUCCCAGCAUGGGGCCGUACGAACGAGUCUCGCGCAUAUUUGAUCGUAGCGUUGACUUAUACGCUGAUUGGCCGUCGUACGACCAACUGCCCUUGAAUUCUUCGUACCCAACCAAAGCAGCAUGGGGCGUAUGGGGCGCUGAUGAUCAGCUCGGCGCUCUCAACCACAUCACCAAUGACACCAUCCUCGCUGCUUCCCAGACCAUUCAGGACGGGCUAGCAUUUCCGCUGAAUUUAAGGCUUGACGUUCCCGAUCCGCCGUCCAAUGCUGCUCGGAAACCUCUGAGCCAUCUUUAUAUGCCUCAAGAUGGCUACACAGACGAUGUUCUGGUCAUGAAUACCCAGAUAUCGACUCAAUUUGAUGGCCUUCGCCAUUACCCCUAUUCUACGAACAACAGCGUCUACACAUAUCAGUGGUAUAACGAUCUCAUCGCCGACUACGAAGACGUGAUAGGACCAAAGCCUACCGAGGCCCUCGGGCUUCAGGUGUCUGCUGAGAAGGGAAUCGCGGUGCGUGCGGUACUGUUCGACUUUGCGGGCUGGAUGGACGCGACCAAUCAAACAUUUGACCCGUUCACUGACUUCCAAAUCAACCCCGGUCAAUUGGACGAGGUUGCAGACUGGCAGAAUAUGCCAGAGGACUGGUCGCAGCCUGGGGAUAUGCUCAUCAUCCGCACUGGUUGGGUUAGACAGUACAAUACGCUCAACAUCACUGAGCGAGCACUGCUCCGCGUUCAAAACUGGCCUUAUAUCGGUUUGGAAGCUAGUGACCGAACCUUGCGGUGGCUAUGGGAGAAGAAACUAUCAUUGAUAGGGGCCGACAAUCCCGCCGUUGAGUCAAGUUCUUUCAUCGCCGAGAUCGACGGCGCCAUGCGUAAUCUGCAUCAGGUGUUCAUUGGAGGCUGGGGCAUGAGUAUUGUCGAGUUUCUAUACCUUGAAGAGUUGGUACCGGCCAUGCACAGCCGCAACCGAUGGAACUUCUUCUUGACCAUUCAGAACCUCAACGUCGUCUCAGGAAUAGCAUCGCCGCCGAAUGCCUUAGCUAUAUUGUAAGAAAAGAAAGAUGGAUGGGUGAAACUGUGUCGAGUCACAUUGUGUGGUGACCUAUCAGUACAGUAUGGUCAUCCAAUAUAAUAACCAGCCCCCGCUAUGGUGCAAUCAUAUUCUAUCUCUAUCAUAUCAAACUUGCAUCCUGCUCCAUUCUUGCGCCGCUUGCUUAUCCGAACGAGCGAGUACAUCAUAGCGGCAUGACAAAUGCAAUCUUCCUGCUUCAUCGGUAUU
This is a messenger RNA of Xylaria bambusicola, 1493 nucleotides long. RefSeq lists its product as uncharacterized. The transcript is spliced from 3 exons. Bases 165 to 1265 code for a protein of 366 amino acids. Gene Ontology annotation, molecular function: arylformamidase activity. NCBI's taxonomy places the organism in Eukaryota, Fungi, Ascomycota, Sordariomycetes, Xylariales, Xylariaceae. The record is from RefSeq and is a predicted model, not a curated record.